Messenger RNA from Pyrenophora tritici-repentis Pt-1C-BFP, 1990 nucleotides. Its product is annotated as SfcA, Malic enzyme. The record is from RefSeq and is a predicted model, not a curated record. Gene Ontology annotation, molecular function: malate dehydrogenase (decarboxylating) (NAD+) activity; NAD binding. Gene Ontology annotation, cellular component: mitochondrion. Gene Ontology annotation, biological process: pyruvate metabolic process; malate metabolic process. NCBI's taxonomy places the organism in Eukaryota, Fungi, Ascomycota, Dothideomycetes, Pleosporales, Pleosporaceae.
AUGCCCUCAGCCAUUCGACCAGCCAUGCCUCGCCAAUUGAGUACCACGUCCGGAGACUACGAUCUUUCCUACACGCCCGAUGUCCGCAGGAGCCUGGGCACAUACGGACUCACACCGCCGGCGGUGGAGAGUUACGACACCCAGACCGACCGAUGCCUUAAACUCCUGGCUAUGAAGUCGGCGCCCAUUGAGAAGUUCCAGUACCUCACCCACCUCAAGGCCACCAACCCACAUCUCUUCUACAGGCUGCUGUCAGAGAACAUCAAGGAAAUCACUCCCCUCAUCUACACCCCCACCGUCGGCGAGGCCUGCGUACGAUGGCACGAGAUCUGGACACAACCCGAGGGCAUGUACCUCUCGUGGAGCGACCGAGGCAACCUCCGCAGGAUCCUCGACAACUGGCCUCACGAGGUUGACAUCACUGUCCUCACAGAUGGUUCCCGUAUCCUGGGUCUCGGUGAUCUUGGUGUGAACGGCAUGGGUAUUCCUGUCGGCAAGUUGGCUCUGUACACUGCCUGCGCUGGUAUCAAGCCGGACAGCACCCUGCCCCUCACCCUUGAUUUGGGAACUAGCAACGAGAAACUCCGCAACGACCCUCUGUACAUGGGUUCAAGGAUGCCCAAGGUCACCGCUGCCCAGGAGAAGGAGUUCCUCGACGAGCUCAUGGCCGCCCUUACCGACAAAUGGCCAAGCAUUGUCAUCCAAUUCGAGGAUUUCAAGAACCCCUUCCCCGCCCUAGAGCGCUACCAGAACCAGUACGCCAUGUUCAACGACGACGUCCAGGGAACUGGUGCCGUCAUUGUCGGUGGCUUCAUCAACGCCAUCAGGGCGUCUGGUGUCCCGGCCAAGGACCACAGGGCUAUUUUCCUUGGUGCUGGUAGUGCCGGUGUUGGUGUUGCCAAGCAGAUUGUCGAAUACUUCAUCAAGGAGGGUUUGACAGAGGAUGAGGCCCGCCACAAGUUCUGGUUCGUCGACUCCAACGGUCUCGUCACACUUGACCGUGGCGACAGGCUGGCUGAGCACAAGGUCUACUUUGCCCGUGACGAUAACCAGGGCCGCCAGUACCAGUCGCUCGCCCGUAUUAUCGACUACGUUCAGCCUACCAUUCUCAUGGGUCUGUCAACCAUUGGUGGCGCUUUCAACUCUGACAUUCUCACCCGCAUGGCCAAGCUGAACAACCGACCCAUCAUCUUCCCCCUCUCCAACCCCUCCAGCAAAUCCGAGUGCACAUUCGAGGAGGCUGUCAUCGCUACCGAGGGCCGCUGCCUGUUCGCUUCCGGUUCUCCCUUCCCGUCACUGGAGUGGGAGGGCAAGCUGCUUACCCCCGGUCAGGGAAACAACAUGUAUGUGUUCCCUGGUAUCGGCCUCGGUGCCAUCGUCUGCAAAGCUGUGUCCAUCACUCAAGACAUGAUCUACGCCUCCGCCGAAUCACUAUCAACCUCUCUGAACAAGCAGGAGGUUGCCGAUGGCUGGCUAUACCCCGACAUCCGCCGUAUCCGCGAGGUCUCCGUCGUUGUGACCCGUGGUGUCAUCCGUGCGGCCCAGAAGAACGGUGUUGACCGUGCCGUUGAGCUACGAGGCCUCACAGAUGCUCAACUUGAUGCCCACAUCAAGAAGAGCAUGUACGACCCCUACACUGAGGGUCAGUACUUUGACAAGAAGCUCGUUCACUUGAACGGCAAGCCCAACGGCCACUCCUCCAACAUCAGCGAGCACUCUCAGUUGUAGUUAUUCUUCUCUUCCACACGUCCUCGGCGUCUGAACAGAGAUACCGAGGAUAUUCAUUUUCCCCUUUUCAAUCAUCACGUCAUUUAGAUUCAGCAACGGACCAAAAGAUUUUCUUUCUGUGGGAGGACUGGAUGGUUGCGAUACCCUACUACACUACCGCUCCUCACAUGACACUUGUAGUACCUACGGCUGACCUCCAAACAUGGUGCAACUGGGCGUACCUUUUUACCUGUUAGGGUUUGACAAUUCAAUUUGUUAUAGA